Molecule: messenger RNA, 585 nt
Organism: Sceloporus undulatus (fence lizard)
Lineage: Eukaryota; Metazoa; Chordata; Lepidosauria; Squamata; Phrynosomatidae
Gene: MRPL41
Product: mitochondrial ribosomal protein L41
Exons: 1
Coding region: 102-509 (135 amino acids)
Biological process (GO): translation
Cellular component (GO): mitochondrial large ribosomal subunit
Molecular function (GO): structural constituent of ribosome
Source: RefSeq, a predicted model, not a curated record
AAUGGGAGGCAGCAAUACUGAAGCGCGGGCUGAGGGAAGGAUCAGUGCGGACUCGGAGUUGUCCGUGAGGGCAGGAGGCGAAGGAGUUCCGCGGGGACGCCAUGGGCCUUUUGGGGGAGCUUUCCCGAGGCUUUAUCCGCGGCGCCGACCGCAUGUCCGCCUGGACGAGCAAACGCGGCCCGCGCACCUUCUACAAGAGCCGCGGGGCCAAGACGCUGGGCUUCCGGGCGCCCGGAGGGAAGUUCAUCCUGGUUCCGGAGCAGGUCCCGCGGCUGGUGGUGCCGGACCUGAGCGGCUUCAAGCUGAGGCCUUACGUCUCGUACCGAGCCCCCGCGGGGAGCGAGCCUCCCCUCACCGCCAGGGCCCUCUUCCAGCAGACGGCCGCCCCGAAGAUCGAGAAGGACCUCCGCGAGGGAGCCUUCGACCCGGAGCGGCUGGAGAAGUACGGCUUCGAGCCCCAGCAGGAAGGGAAGCUCUUCCAGCUCUUCCCCAAGAACUUCGUCCGAUGAGGAAAGAAGAGGGAGGCCGAGGAGGAGAAGGGCAUAAAAAGAGACUGGAGGCACCUGAUGAUAGAAAACGAGAAUC